AUGACCACCCCACCUGCCGACCAAACACCCAACAUGGCCGCCACACCCGCGCGCACCGCUACCCUGCUCUCCAACAUCGCCGCUGUGACCGCGCGUGUUACUACCGCCGCCUCGCAUUCCCCCACUCCGUCCAAACCAGUCCGCCUUGUCGCCGUCUCCAAGCUCAAGCCGGCCUCCGACGUCCUGGCCCUGCACAAGUCUCCCGCUGCGCAGUUCCACUUCGGCGAGAACUACCUGCAAGAGCUGCUUGAGAAGUCGCGCUUGCUACCGCCAAGCAUCAAAUGGCAUUUCAUCGGCGGCCUGCAGUCGAACAAGUGUGUAACGCUAGCGCGAGACGUGCGCGGGCUGUGGGCAGUCGAGAGCGUUGAUACUGAGAAAAAAGCUACGCUGCUAGACAAAGGCCGCGGCGAGCACAAGCCUGAUGCCGAGGAGGUGGAAGCUGCGCAGGCAUCUGCACAAUCUGACGGGGACACGGAUACGAGGCUGCGCAUUUAUGUGCAGGUAAAUACCUCAGGCGAGGAAAACAAGGCUGGCAUUGAGCCGGCGGCUGCCCCUGCUCUUGCAAGGCAUAUCCGUGAGAAAUGCCCCCGUCUCAAGCUGCAGGGUGUUAUGACUAUUGGCGCUAUUGCGCGGUCGCAGGCUACCACGGCGGAGAACGAGAAUGAAGAUUUCGUGUGUCUGCGUGAGACGCGGGAUCGCAUUGUGUCUGAGCUGGGGUUGACCGGUGCGGAUGCCGAGCUGGAGCUGAGUAUGGGUAUGAGUCAAGAUUUCGAGGGGGCGAUUGCGCUAGGCAGUGAUCAGGUCCGAGUUGGGACGACGAUUUUCGGCGAUAGACCGCCCAAGUCGGAGGCGAAGGUUGUUUAG
Penicillium canariense is the source of this 864-nucleotide messenger RNA. Its product is annotated as YggS family pyridoxal phosphate enzyme. Gene Ontology annotation, cellular component: intracellular anatomical structure. Lineage: Eukaryota; Fungi; Ascomycota; Eurotiomycetes; Eurotiales; Aspergillaceae. The record is from RefSeq and is a predicted model, not a curated record. The coding region runs from base 1 to 864 and encodes 287 amino acids. The transcript has a single exon. Gene Ontology annotation, molecular function: pyridoxal phosphate binding.